AUGGGUGGCCCAAGGCAAACUAUUAGCUCUGCAUCUGAAGAAGAUCCUCAGUAUGCGAUGAUGGAUGAGAAGAAAAGGAGAAGGAUGCUGUCGAAUCGGGAAUCGGCCAGGCGAUCUAGAAUGAAGAAGCAGAAGCUUUCAGAGGAUUUGAUCAGUGAAGUGAGCAGACUGCAGAAUUUGAACAAGGAGAUAAAGCAAACAAUUGAUGCCACUACUCAAGGAUAUCAAAACUUUGUGUCUGAGAAUAAUGUUUUGGUGGCUCAAAAGAUGGAGCUGGUGGAUCGGCUGAAUUCUCUGAAUUUUAUACUUCAAAAUGUGCAAGAUGUUUAUGGUGUGCCCCUGGACAUUCCUGAGAUCCCAGAUCCUUUGCUGAAACCAUGGAGCCUUCCUUGCCCAUUGCAACUUAUCCCAGCUUCUUCAGACAUGUUGCAGUUCUGA
Molecule: messenger RNA, 438 nt
Organism: Vitis vinifera (wine grape)
Lineage: Eukaryota; Viridiplantae; Streptophyta; Magnoliopsida; Vitales; Vitaceae
Product: bZIP transcription factor 53
Exons: 1
Coding region: 1-438 (145 amino acids)
Biological process (GO): positive regulation of DNA-templated transcription
Cellular component (GO): nucleus
Molecular function (GO): transcription cis-regulatory region binding; DNA-binding transcription factor activity
Source: RefSeq, a predicted model, not a curated record